CAACAACUCUUCGCCUUGCGCUUUUGUCGCAAUUUGGUAACAAAGAGUACACCGAAUUAACGCGAGUGCUCGAACUGAAUUCCUAGCGUCUGGUACCCAUCACCAGAACUAUUUUCACCUAUUUCUCUCAACGAUUCCGGACACGCGAACGGAAAAUUUGACGACCGCCAGCUCAGUCAUUCACAUAUUGCAUUGAGACGGGUCUAUUUUUGAAUUUCACGACUCUUGCUACGUACUUCAAGAACUAAAAUUAGUGACUGUACGUCCUGACAUUCCAACCUCGCUCCUGCACUUCCACCAAAACUGACAAUCGCCUUGAUCAUAGCUUUUAACGAUGAUGAAUCCUUAUAUCAGCUGGGCUCUCCUGCUCGUGGUGGCAGGUGGCCUUGGAUGGUACUACAACGGCCCCUCCCCGAAGGUCAAGGCCCCGAUCAAGGCUAUCACAGAGAAAGUCGAGAGUGCUCCGGUGGUGAAGAAACAGAAGCGGAAGACGAAGAAGUCCUCGGAAGCCUCCCCCGCACCCAGCAAAUCUGUUGAGGAGCAGCCUGCAGCUCAAACUACGGGCUCGCAAGUUGAGGAGCAGGAUGAGGAGAUUGACCGUAAGGAGUUGGCCAAGCGCUUCAAUGCGGUGAAGAACGGUAUUCCGGCUCAAACCAGUGCUCCUACCAGCAAGCCUGCCAAGAAGAAGAAGAGCAAGGGCGCCCUUCCCCAGCUCGAAAACGACGAGCGCUCGGCUUCGCGUAUUUCCACCCGCACUUCGUCUACCACCGGUGCUGAUGCCGACGACGACCUGUCCCCCGCUGGUUCUCCUGUUGUGAACGCCACUGUUCCUUCCGCUGGCUACAUCUCCGACAUGCUCGAGGCUCCGGCCCCUGGUGCCUCCGUUCUCCGCGUCACCGGCGCCGCACCGGCCGAGGCUCAGAAGAAGAAGACACAGUCUUUCAAGCAGGUUGAAAGCAAGAAGCAGCGCCAACAGCGACUGAAGAACGAGGCUCGUAAGCAGCAGGUUCAGGAGGCCGAGGAGCAGAGACGCAAGUUGCUCGAGAAGCAGCUCCACACGGCCCGCGAAGCUGAGCGUCGCGAGGCGGCCAAGUCGAUUCCUACUGCACCCCAGACCAACGCCUGGCAGACCAAGGCUGCUCCCAGCGCCACCAACGGUACUUCUCAGCCCGCCGUGGCCCCCAAGGUCGAGCUCUUGGAUACGUUCGAGCCAGUUGCCCCCGCCUCCAAGCCUGCCAAGGAAUGGGAUCAGGGUCUUCCCUCCGAGGAGGAGCAGAUGCGCCUUCUGGGUGCGGAGAACGGGCAGGACCAGUGGACCACCGUCUCCAGCAAGAAGAUCAAGAAGAAGAGUGGAAAGACGGACGAGAGCGAAGUCAGUGCUUCUGAGAGCCAGCCUACCCCUGCUGCUCCUUCUCCUGCCCCCGUUGAACCCAAGGUGAAGGUGACUCCCACCUAUCUCCCCGAUAUUCUCCGCUCCAACCAGAAGGGACACCCUCUCGACUCCGACUGGGCUGCCUAAGCAGGUCCUUUUCCGGCGCAGAAGAUGAAAUCCCGGCUAUGUGCAAGAUGCCCUUCGGACACAAGCCGGAUCCAACUAAUCCGUGGGCUGUAUUUAUACUCAUGGCUUUGGCGUUUGGGACAUAUUAUUCUUCAUCGAAAACUUUUCGCAUGUAUCUGGCACAUUGCUCUGUUCCAGCCACCCCAACAUGGCUGCGACGACGGAGACCCUCGAUUGGCCGAAUAUUUUCGAAAAUCCCUCCGUUCUUCUUCAAAAGCCAUGUACCUUUUUUCCUUUAUAUCUUCACCUGUUAUGCUCGGUUCUACCCUCUU
This is a messenger RNA of Aspergillus uvarum CBS 121591, 1830 nucleotides long. RefSeq lists its product as uncharacterized. Lineage: Eukaryota; Fungi; Ascomycota; Eurotiomycetes; Eurotiales; Aspergillaceae. Bases 335 to 1519 code for a protein of 394 amino acids. The transcript has a single exon. The record is from RefSeq and is a predicted model, not a curated record.